Messenger RNA from Mucor velutinosus, 1542 nucleotides. RefSeq lists its product as uncharacterized. The record is from RefSeq and is a predicted model, not a curated record. Lineage: Eukaryota; Fungi; Mucoromycota; Mucoromycetes; Mucorales; Mucoraceae. The transcript is spliced from 7 exons. Bases 1 to 1542 code for a protein of 513 amino acids.
AUGGACCACAAGUCAAAGCUUUAUGAAUGUAAAAAGAGAAAUGAGCAGAAAAUAAUCGAUAUACAAAGCCUUGAAUCCAGAAUAAGCCAAGCUCGAGCCCAAAUUGAAGUGAAAAAGAGCUCUCUAGGUGAAUUGAGACGGAAACAAGCACAAUAUAGACGUACACAAUCAGCACAAUCACAAAAGCAACCUACUUCCAAUAGAUCAGAUGCAAUCAAUCCAUCGAUGCCGCUUAGACGCAGACGCGAUCUCAUCCAGCUACUACCGACAACACCUGACAUGAUUUGCAAGAAGCUAGAGCUGUACAUCAAGCGUCAAUUCGAGAUGCAAAAGUUCAUCAGUGGAGCAGAAAUUAACCAGAUCAAACAUUUAAUAGACAGAUUACCAGAGAAGCACGACAAACAGCAGACGUAUCACAUGGUGAAUUCACUGCUACAACAUGUAAAGGACAUGCCAAAACCCGAAUACUGUGCUUUUCAAAUACUGGAGACAAAAGAGUACAAGGACAUUCAGGCAUCUGCAUCCAAACAGAAACAGGAGAUCGAGCAGUUGACUAAACGAAAAGAUGAAUUGGAACUGAAGAUUAGAGAAUCAGAGAGCACCCUGAUCCAGCGCAUUCGAGAAGUUCAUGUCGACCCCGUGGUUCAAUCUGCUGUAGCAAAGAACAUACGAAUCAAAGCGACCGCUCAGCAAGUGAAUGUCGAGCUACAGUCCCUGAUGAAUCAAGCUGACUCUCUUGUAGAAGAAAUCACAUCAUCCAAAGAAUUCCAAGCACCUGCAAAUAAAGAAUCAAUCAUGAAGGAUUACGAAACGAAAAUAAUAAAAGCUGUGCAGUCUCUCCAUAGUUUGAUACAUGCCAACGAGACUGGAAAUACCGCCAUUCGAGAGAGUAGAGUGCAAGCGAAAGACGAGAAUAGAGAAAAGAUCGAACAGUUAAUGGACAGCAUCAAAAAGGAGAAAGUAAGACUACAAUUAGAGCGAUUGCAACCCUUCAAGCCAAGCAACAGGGCCACCACGAGCCCUUCCAAAGAUCAUGCUUUGGAGGAGGCAACUAUCAUCAAAAACACGCUGAGCCCACAUGCAUCCAUAUCCCUGGGAGAGGCAUUAUCUCAAAUUGUAAAUUUAAUAGAAUCAAUAGACUACCUGUCAAAAGAGUCAGUGGAAAGUGUGUGUACAGAUAUCAGAGAGACAUUGGACAAACUAGUCAAGAAGUGGGAAUCGUCAUUGCACAGACAACAUAUUCCAAUACCACAAAACAUACCCGAGGUGCAUGAUGGCAUUGACAAUGUUAUACAGUCCGUGGAUGCCUUACGAGAUCACCUUGAGCACACGGAACUGCAGUAUAUUGAGGAACAAAAAGUAAAGCUCAAGGCGAAUAUGGACAUGGCAGAACGCAUUGAAGAAGAAAUGAAAACGGCACACGUGUAUUUGCAAGAAAGAUCCUUGAUAAACCAGGUUGGCAAAGAAUAUGAAAUCGAUUCCAAGAACUUCAAAGAGUGGCUAGAACGACUCGAAGUGGAUCCUAAACAGACACAAGUGUAA